AUGGCUUCCCGAAUCGCACGCACUUCCGCAGCUGGCGUCGCGACUUGGAGUCUCUGUCGCCUACUGACUCCGCGUCGCCGAGAGCCGUGUUGUUGUGAGCCUCUGCCCAGCACGCCGACAUGUCAGAAGCGCCCGCUGCGAGUCAUGUCUCAGAAUGUUUGGAAUUCCUUCUUCGCAGGGGGUCCCGAGAGAAAAGCCAGGCUGAUGGCUUUCAGAGAAGAGUUGCAGCGACUCUGCGUUGACGUCGUCAUCGUGCAGGAGAUGUUCGUUUUCGGUUUUGGACCGUUUUGCCUACAAGGCGAUGCAGAGGACGCCGGUCAGCUGUUGUUGCAGCUAGGCUUCGUGCAUCAAACCUCUCCGACAGCGACGCGGCCAUUUCUUGGACAAAGUUCUGGCCUUGUCGUAUACUCGAAAUAUCCAAUCAAGAAGGAGAAGCAUGAAACGUUCGCAUCUCGUCGCUCUGUCACAGCUAAAGGUUGGCUGGAAGUGGUGAUCGAUUUAGGAUCACCCGACGGCGCCGAGGCGCGAGAGCUGCUCCUCUUCAACACUCACCUGGAGCAUUCGCACCAUCCUCGUUGGGUGCGCGUCCGGCAAGACCAGUGCAGACAGCUUACGCAGCGCGCCAGAGAGGUGCCACCCAGCCGCAUUGCAACUCCUGGCAACAGGGGUCUUUACAAGAAGUGA
This is a messenger RNA of Symbiodinium necroappetens, 684 nucleotides long. The record is from the annotation of a GenBank genome assembly. Lineage: Eukaryota; Dinophyceae; Suessiales; Symbiodiniaceae.